AUGGUCACUUCAGCUCCCUCGGCUUUCUCUUCGAGUAGUAUUGGACCAAGUCUAGUUUACGCCUCAGGCGAACCAGCUGCAAGCCAAAAUUCUACUUCGGCCCACAUUACACAUGCAUACUAUGUUUAUCCUAAUUCAUCUGCAAGUUUAGCUAAUCUUGGCUUAGCCGGAACUCCUGGUGUUGGUGCAUCUCGUCUGCGCUCUAGCGCUUGGCGUCGUGCUGGUGGUUUGUCUGCUCGAGCCCUGCCUUUCUAUCCUACAGUCACUACAUCUGAACCUAACACUCCUAUCAGUGAACAAAGCGAGACCACUGCUGCUGGCUAUCUCUCUGCCAGCCAGACGACUGUAAACAAUUCGGCUGCGGCUGCUGCUGCUGCAAUUGCCGCUGCAUUCGCAGCUAGCACAUUCUCCACUUCUAAUGGUAGUCUCCACAGCAAUAUACACACAAUUGGAAUUUCAUCUACAAACAGCAACACUUCUAUUAAUACAUCUACUGUUCUUGAGACUGGGAACUCAAUUUUUAGCCCUGCAGUCUUAUCAAACACUGCAACAUCCAAUAGUUCUGUUCGUCAAUCGAUUGUUGGUCCUGGACGCCCCUCCUUGAUCACUCCCACUGCCAAUGUCUCCCCUCAAUCAUUUCCUUCUGGAAGCCAGUCACCACAACGCCUCUCUCCAGGUUUUCACGACUGUUAA
Protopolystoma xenopodis is the source of this 693-nucleotide messenger RNA. The record is from the annotation of a GenBank genome assembly. Lineage: Eukaryota; Metazoa; Platyhelminthes; Monogenea; Polystomatidea; Polystomatidae.